Molecule: messenger RNA, 1326 nt
Organism: Hymenoscyphus albidus
Lineage: Eukaryota; Fungi; Ascomycota; Leotiomycetes; Helotiales; Helotiaceae
Source: the annotation of a GenBank genome assembly
AUGUCGGAAUUUGGUCCGGGCUGUACCAAUGGAUUUGUUGAUCGCCCUCAUCGUGUAUUUUCGUUAUAUGGAACGCUCAUUACCAAAAAUGUGAGCUUAGUAUGCCCACACAACCACUGACAUAUCAUCUAGGUUUGUGCCGACGUCGUGGAUGGGAAGAUCCGCACUACUCGUCAUACAGAAGUGAAUCGGGAUACACCUGUUUUGUAGAGGUCAAUGGGCGACAAUACCAAACCGAUCUCGCCUACGAGUCCGGAGGGUUGGCCCAGGAGAACGCAGCAAUGCGUGCAUUCAUGGUCUGCCGAAACUUCUCGGUCAAUGGGGGAAUGUUGGCUCGCAAUGGCGUUGUCCAAGGACUGCCUGCCAAUGAGAGCAGUAGCCGACACCGAAAACGAUCAGGAGCCAGAAGCCAUUCAGUCAAUUUGAGCAGCAGCAGUUCCACGACUUCUUCGGAGUGAGAUGUGUAGACACUGAACGACAGGACCCGCAACAAACAAGGAUUCAAUUGUCGGUUUUUCUGGCUGCAGACAUCUAAUGCCCCAUCUUCAACCCCAACCAUAACUACUCUGCUCAUACUUACUGGAUAAAACCGAUCGAUGCGCAGAGCACCUCCUCAUCCCUUUGAAGAAAUCAAGGGCCACACAAUUUCACGAAAUCAAACGAAAUGACGCGAACGAAUGAAUAAAAGAAAAAUCCCCGGCCUGGCAACGAGGCAAAAAGAAAAGUUUACGAACGCUCGACACGACAGAAGAAUCCGUCAAAAAUACUUAACAACCAUGCAAUGUAGCGGACGAAUUUCAUUUCUCCUCCAAAAUAAAAAACCCCUUAUAACUUUUUCCCCCCGAAUAUUAUCAAGAGAAUAUUUUCUUCGAGGCUAGGCAAGGGUAUUAUACAGCACCAGCCACUUGGGAUCAAAACAGAGGCAACUCUGAAAACGCUUACUGUCUUUACGGGACUGGCUUAACUUCUUUUUAUCUCUCGUUUUGCGAAUUAAAGGCAUGGAGGGGUGUUUUCUGUCGUUUCAUUUUCAUGAUCAUUACAUUGGGGGCGGCGGUUUGAAGAACCUUUUUUUCUCUCUCUCAUUUUGAUUUAACCUGAGUGCAUUUAGCCAGCGUGGUGGCAGCGUUUGAAACUUUUUCUGAGAUGAAUUGAUGUUUACGACUUCUCUUUUACUCCAACUGGGUGGUUCGUUUUUGUUUUUGCUUGGGUGAAAAAGGAAAUGGGUUGGAUUGAUGUGUGGUGGGAGUGGAGGAUUGAUUGAUUGACUGACUACGAGUACCUUUUACGAUAAAUGACUAGAUGAAAAAUAAAAAUUCCAUGGGCAAC